Molecule: messenger RNA, 3654 nt
Organism: Rana temporaria (common frog)
Lineage: Eukaryota; Metazoa; Chordata; Amphibia; Anura; Ranidae
Gene: BCL2L13
Product: BCL2 like 13
Exons: 8
Coding region: 275-1609 (444 amino acids)
Biological process (GO): regulation of apoptotic process; apoptotic process
Cellular component (GO): mitochondrion
Source: RefSeq, a predicted model, not a curated record
CGCCCUCGCACGUCGCUGCUGACAGCUCCGCCCCCCAUCAUGGCUGCGGCUCCUGUGUAGAGCGGAGCCGGGACAGGAGGGACCGCUCAGCCCGAGCUGCGGCCACAGUCACAGGCAGGUGGCAGAUCCAGAUCAACCUGGGUUCAGAAGAAGUGGGUUGAAUGAUGCUGGCCAUCAAGCUGAGGACAUCUAGUGGCUAAAAUAAGGCACUGCAAGGGGAAUUUCUACGUUUUGAAGGACCUCUGCUUUCCCGCAUUCCACUCUCUCCAAGCCCAUGGCGUCAGCAUCCUCAGUGCCUGUUGGAUUCCAUUAUGAAACUAAGUACGUUGUGCUCAGCUACCUGGGGUUCACCUCACAAGAGGGUACGAGGGAAGUGCCCCCCACAACUAGAUCUGACAUCCAGCAGCAUGCGCCCCCACUAUCUGCCAGAGAUGAUCUGGACAAAGUUAAGAUGGAGAUAGAAGAGGAGCUGAAAAGAUUGGAGGAGGAGAUAUCUGCAGCCUUCCCCAGCACUGGCUUUGACAUGCACACUUCCCCGGUGUUCAGUCCAGCUAGCCCUGAGAGCGCCAUUGAAGACUGUCUAGCACAGCUAGCAGAGAGGAUGUGUCGUGAGAUCCCGGAGCAAUUGGCCCAAGCCUACCAGAACCUCCUAAGCGGGAACUUAACUUCUGACCUGUUCAGGACGGAAGCAGAAGCCACAGCUCUGCACGCCACUGGAUGGAACAAGGUCUUGGUCCCUCUGGUCCUCUUACAGCGCCUCCUGCUGGAGCUCACAAGGCGCGGGGAUCGUCAGCUAAACAAUCUUGUACAACUUGGAGUAUCGUUUAUUGAGGAAAUGUGUUCUGACUACAUCAUUCAGCAGGGAGGAUGGGGCACAGUCUUCAGCCUGGACACUGAGGAAGACGAUGUUCCGGGGCUAAUAGUCGAGGACAGCAACGACAUCUACAUUCUUACCAGUGACCACUCUGAGCAGGUCAGCCCCCCUGAGAGCCUGGCCGUCUCCUCCUCCUGGCACACAGAGAGCCUUCCCACCUCCCUGGGGCCUGAGUCCUGGCAGCAGGUGGCGAUGGAUCCUGAGGAGCUGAAGAGCCUGGACAGCAAUGGCGGGGCCGAGGAGCGCAGCGAGAACAACUCGUCAAACUCUGACAUUGUCCAUGUGGAGAAGGAGGAGAUUGCGGAAGUCAUCGAGGAGGCUGCUGUGGUGGAACAGAGACUGGAGCAACAAGAAGCUGAGGCGAGGGAAAUACUGGAUGCCCCUGCAGCAGUGGCAAUAGCUCAUGCUGCAACCCCUCCAACUGAAGAAGAAAUUCCCCCUCCUCCUGUAACACAACCAGAGCCCCCAAAAGUGGACAUAACCAUAAAGGGAGUUUCAGAAAAGGAGCCCCCGGCCACCCUGGAGGAAUCCAAAGAGGAGAUCCAGGUCACCCCUCCAUCAGAAGCAGAAAAAAUCGAAGCUGCCAUUUCCCCACUUCUGCCUCCACCCAAGAUAGAAGAGGAGAAACCCGUUUUCCUUCCUGAAGGAAAAUCCAUUCUGCUGUAUGGGGGAGCAGCAGCUGUGGCCAUUUUGGCAGUGGCCGUGGGUAUGGUGGUGGCGCUGAGAAAGAAGUAGCCUGGCCAGGUUAACAGAAGUUUUGCUUCUCCCUCUAAUAAAAGUCUGUGACCAGUAUCCCUUCUUGUAUGCCUACAAUGCUCGUUCCCCUGCCAGUACAAAGAUAAAAAGCGAAUUUCUUAUACAGCAAGGGGCUCCUCCGAAUUACACAAGACCUCCCUGCUAUCGGCAAUAAUCCCUCUGUUCACUGCACAGGCUUGCCUAUGGCUGCGACCAUCACUGCCAGGCCUCUUUUGUAUAAUUUCAGCACUGUGGCACAAAAACAUGGAUGCACAGUGGCUCAGUACUAUAUUGCUAGCGGCCAUCUUUAAAUACCAAAAAGUUGGAAGAAAAAAAUAGAGGGAAAGUCUUGGAUGGCCUGUGGCUUAGGUCUGAUUUUUAGGUACAGAAAGUUAUAGCCAGAGCUACAUGGGCGGGAAGGGGGACAGAUAUAAUACUAUUUUUGUACAAUGCCCACUUAUUCUGAAUAAAAAAAUAUUGUUAUUCUGUCUUUACAAGACUUGGCAGGAAUUUUAUUCCAUGCCAAAAAGCAGGUGGUGUUUGAACACCAAAAAAUAUAUAGUGGCAGAUUGUCACUAGAGGUAGUCAUCCUUGUUGCAACAAUGCAUUAAAUUUGAGGUGGAAGUCAUCCAACUUUUGAAGCGGAACUCCAGGCAAUGUCGACCCCCCCUCUCCAGCCACCCCCAGAUUUUUUUUUAUUUAUUUUUUAUAUAUAAGAAACAAACACAUUUUCAUACCCUUUUCUAGCGUUAUUUAGGCCGGCCUGGUGAGGUCUCAUGAGGGUUCCCCAUCAGCCAGCUGUGGUGGGCUUUCUUUCAAAACUAAACGGUGCCCAUGUUGGGACAUGUGGGUGCCACUAAGUUCUGGGGUACUGGAAGCCUAGCCUGUGUGAUGACAUGCCCCUAGUGGGUGUGUAAAUGACAGGCUGAGCUCGCAGGAGAUGGACCGAAUGACAUACUGUAUAAGUAAAGCUUGACAGGCUUUUUUUUUUCCAUGGCAGGGGUGGCUCAUGAAAUUAAAAGUUCCACUUUAAAAUUCCUGAAUGCCUGAGAUGAUUAUAAAAACGGCAAAUUAAUUUUGACCUUGGACCAGGUCCGAGACCCUGGGUAUACAAUUAUGCAAACAGCAAAAAAAACAAAAACGCACAAUUUGGGGCUACUGCAACGCACGUAAAAUCACGAAGAGGAAAAUAUGUCCCUGUGGGUAAAAUGUUCCACUUAUUGACCAAUAUCUGGGUUAGUAUAUAGUUUCAGUGGUGAUAUAGACACGUAGGUGAUGGGUGUUUUUUUUAUUGGUCUGUCCUGAUAAAGGGCAGCUCAGUGGAUUAGUGGUUACCAGCACUGUGGUCUUUGGUUCAAAUACCAAGCAGGGUAGUGUCUGCUUGGAGUCUCCCUGUGUUUGGGUUUCUUCCCACACUCCAAAGACGUACUGGCAUGUUUGGUUCCUGUCUAAAUUGGCCCUAGUAUGCAAGAAAGGGACUUUAGAUUUUAAGCUCCUUGAGGGUGCAGGGACUGAUGUGAAUGUGCAGUAUGUACAGUGCUACAUAAUUUAACACCACAAUAUAAAUGCUAGUAAAGAGUUAUAUUUCUAUGAUUCAUUUUCCUCUAUGUUUUCCUGCAGGUCGCUGCAGCCCCAAUUUUUUUUAUUCCUGCAGCUCACUAGAUACUAAGGGCACACUGGGAGUUGUAGUUCCCCAACACACAGAGCUGCAAAUCAAGCCAACCUUACCACAGGCCUUAGUUUAGCUUAGAAAGCCCAGAGUUUUGGGUUUUAUGGUGGAGAGGACAAGCAAGCCUCUAAUGUUAUUUUUUUUUUUCCUUGUCAAUCACAAGACAUGCUGACAAUCUUUAUAGACUUCCCCCCCCCCCCCCCCCCCAAUCCUCUUGAUGAAAUGUCUUGCACACCUUGGGAGAGAUGAGAGUUGCCAAUGUUCUGGAAAAGUUUGCUGCAAAGAUCUCUAUUUUGUUUUUAACAAGAGAAAACACUUAUUUUAUGGAGUACCACAUUGUAAAUUGUAGAGAAUUAAAACAAAGAGAAGAAAUCCU